CUAAAACCGAGAACUUUGUUGAUAAUAAAAAAUGUCUGCUUUGUUUUUUUUAAUCAAAAUAAAAUAAAAACACCUGACUCUUGAGGCCUAGAAACAUUAGUCGCCGAUGCAUUUUUCCGGCAAGAUUUCAAAGCCGUCCCUUGCAAAAUAUGUUCAAAAAAAGAAAAUUAAAAUAAAAUAAAAAAUAAAUAAAUAAUGUCUGCGUUCAGAUUCUUCCCUGCUCGGCCUCACCACUGGAGCUUAGUACCCAACUUACCUCUACCGUUUCUGCCCCAAUACGACCAGUUUUACCAGAAACAGCACCUAUCAAUCAAAUCUCAACCGCCUCCUGGCACUCCUCUGCCGCCCUAUCCUCCAAUGCUACUGCCACUAGCACCAAUGGGUUCCAUUAUACGACCUCCGGCAAAAACGCCAACAGGGUCUACGGUCUCUUCGUCUGCCGCGGCGAUGUUUCAAGGUUGCCUCCUUCGCUACUUCAACGCAUCGAUUUUCUCUACCCUGAGUGAAUCGGAGAGCGUGUCAAUGUGGAACGCUCAGAAUGCCACAGAUCCGACCCGAUUCAACGGGGUAGUGGCCAUGGCCAUGAACGAUGCGGUGGCUGAAGCUGUGUCGGCAGCUAAAAGGUUUGCCAGAAAAAAGGCUAAUAUUUCUGCAUUUCAGACCCUGCACAGACUGGUUCAGUGCAGGCCGGACCCAUCAACUUUGGGCUGUAGUAGGUGUCUCCAAGGAGCCAUAGCAUCUCUCCCUAGUUGUUGCUCUGGAAAAUUGCUAACAGGGAGAGGAAGGAAGAAGUAUGAAAUUGUGCAGGGAUAUAAUGCUGUGGCUGAUAUAACCACUAUAGAGUCACUGCAGUAUGAUCUCAACUUGAUUGAAGCUGCAACAAACAACUUCCCAGACAGUAAUAGACUAAGUGAAGGUGGUUUUGGGGUGGUUUACAAGGGUAGAUUUACUAAUGUACAAGAAAUAGCUGUGAAGAGGUUCUGGACGAGGAGUUGAAGAAUUCAAGAAUGAGGUUGUGUUGGUGGCUAGGCUUCAGCACAGAAAUCUAGAGAGGCUAUUAGGAUUUUGUUUGGAAGGAGAAGCGAAGAUACUUGUUUACGAA
Messenger RNA from Rubroshorea leprosula, 1102 nucleotides. Lineage: Eukaryota; Viridiplantae; Streptophyta; Magnoliopsida; Malvales; Dipterocarpaceae. The record is from the annotation of a GenBank genome assembly.